This is a messenger RNA of Talaromyces amestolkiae, 930 nucleotides long. RefSeq lists its product as uncharacterized. Bases 1 to 930 code for a protein of 309 amino acids. The record is from RefSeq and is a predicted model, not a curated record. NCBI's taxonomy places the organism in Eukaryota, Fungi, Ascomycota, Eurotiomycetes, Eurotiales, Trichocomaceae. The transcript has 2 exons. Gene Ontology annotation, molecular function: FMN binding.
AUGGCUCUUCUAAGAAGAGGAGCCUCAAGAGCUUCCAAUUGCACAUCGAAAUCUUUGACUCGUCCGUUGGCAAUAUACACACCUAUCCACGGCCGCAGACAUAUAUCAACAACAAAUACCGAAAAACCACCCUUCAACCCCAAUCAGCCCAUAAAAUACACCCAAACACCAAAUCCAACCUGGAAACUGGGCGAUGGCGCCAUCGAUAAUAAUGAAAAUAAGACGAAGAAACACAUCCCCAUUAACCCCUCCGACCCAGCACGCGCACCCAGCAAAAACUACAAAUUCCUCAUAUCCAGUAUUGUGCCGCGCCCAAUCGCCUUGAUCAGCACAUUAUCCCCCACUGGCAAAAACCCGAACGAUGGCAAAGCAAAACUAAAUCUAGCACCCUUCAGCUACUUCCAGGUCAUAAACCACGACCCGCCCAUGUUCGUGGUCAGUUUUACGCCGCCGGGUAGUCGCAGUCCGAAAUCUCAAAAGGAUACGCUACGGAAUCUAACCGAAACGGGGGAAUGUGUGAUCAAUGUUGUGUCAGAGCAUAUGCUACAAGCCGCCAAUGCGACGACCAUAAAUGCCGAAUAUGGCGACUCGGAGUUUGAUUACUCGGGACUUACGCCGGCAUAUGAUACGGAGACGGUCAAUGGUGUGCCGCGGGUGCUGGAGUCUAUCGUCUCGAUAGAAGGGCAUCUCAUAGAAACGAAGGAAUUCGAGAGUCGCGUGGCCCCGUCAGAUCCAAAGAAGAAGAAAGGGAGAACGACGUUGGCGAUUAUUGAAGGGACGCGGUUCUGGGUCCGGGAAGAUGCGAUUGAUGCCACUGAACUGGCGGCCGUGGACCUGCAAGUGUUGAGGCCGGUGAGUAGGCUUGGUGGGGAUGCGUAUGGGCGGACUACGGAGGUUGUGGAGAUUGAGCGGCCUAUUAAAAGAUCAUAA